Molecule: messenger RNA, 1735 nt
Organism: Corticium candelabrum
Lineage: Eukaryota; Metazoa; Porifera; Homoscleromorpha; Homosclerophorida; Plakinidae
Exons: 10
Coding region: 35-1360 (441 amino acids)
Cellular component (GO): extracellular region
Molecular function (GO): peptidase inhibitor activity
Source: RefSeq, a predicted model, not a curated record
UAGAAUUCAAUCGUUCUGUUUCUAUCUUGUAGCAAUGACUAUUUUCUGCGCACGUAUCUGUGUCUGUUUUGUGCUGGUUAGUGUUUACUUUGCAUCCGUAAGCGCCUUUGCUCUCAAGCAGAGAUCUACGAGGCCAUACGUCUGCAACGGACACUCGUACACACGUGAGGGCGACUACAGUCGAUGUCUUUGCGGACUACGGUUCCGUCGCGUGACGACAAUCUGCUGCCAGAACACGACCUUCUACAGCCCUUGCAGUACCGUGUCAUCACGCCACGAAAGAAAAUCGUGUCUAGCGAGUUGUCCACGCAAUCAGCAGCCCAGACUUCAGUCUGUAAGGUUCAUGGGCUCAUCCUAUCAAACGCAGUGCAGCUGCUCUGCUGGCUACGCGUAUGAUAAUCAAACAGGAUGUUGCGUAGGGGCGUGUCGAGGCUGCAGGUCUUACCAGAGAUGUAUCACUAGAAAGGGUAUUGAACCUUAUUGUGAAGACAUGUGCACCGGAUAUCCAUGUAGACCAGGGCAAGAGUGUUAUCUCACGACGAGUCAGUGCCAACUGGUUGGUGGAAUUCAAAUAUGUCCUCGUGUGGCCAGGUGUCGAGAUCUGAAUCCGUGUUAUCCACUUCAGUGCAAGUCUUAUCAACGUUGUAGGGCCAGGGGCAACAUUCAGUUCUGUGAAGACACGUGUGAAGGGUAUACUGGAUGUCAAAACUAUGAGGAGUGUCAUUUACGUGAGGUACGAUACUGUGUUGCAUCUAACUGUGCAUUUGGUGGUGGAGUUGCAUGCAGACUGCGAGCUACUAAACCAGGCAGCUGCUUGGUGACUCGAGCUACACAUUGUUAUACAUCCAUUCCUGAGUGCUCUCGAGAUGAUCACUGUUCAGGAUCAAGUAAAUGCUGUCAUGAUGGCUGCAUAUCUAAAUGUACUCCUGUUCUUGACUCAAAUAAACCGGUAUGUGUCGAUAACACACAAAUUUUGAGAACUAACGGACCAUCUUUCUUUAUUCAUUAUCCUGGACGUAUAACCAACACAACCUGUGGACAAUUUGAGGGCUCACUAGUCAUCAUAGCAACAAACGGUCUAUGUAUUAAUGUAUCAACAGAUGUCAGAUACCCCGACCUUAAGAUAGGCGAGACUAUAAAAGUUUAUGAUGGAUACAAAAGCAAGCAUUUACUGUAUCAAGGACAGAGUUUUCAAAAUGUACACAUUGCAUCAUCAGAACGAACUAUGACAAUUGUUUUCACAACUCCAGACAUCGGUGCAUCAAAUGGAACAUACUUAUUUGUUCAACUGCAAAGUACAUGCCAAAUUGCAGAUACUGUCAACAGGUCUGAAGUGGUUACAACUCCAAAUAAUACCUGAACCAACUACAAGGAAAGGCAGUAAUGUACACUGAUGAAACUAAUAAUGAUGAUUGUUAGAGCGAUAAAGGUGUUUUCUGAUCAAUUCAUGAUCGGCCAAGAUGCACUGAUUGUUUGUGAGACUGCUUGAAAUUAUUUAUGUUCGUGUUUCUAAAUUUAAAUGUAAAGGUCAAAACUGCAAGUUAAGAUCACAAUUUUUAGAUUAAAGUCUAGAGUGUAGACUCUAGUAUCUCGAUCAUGACUUGAUUUUUGUUUGGCUGUAACUGCAGUCUUACGCAAGACAUAUAUCUUCGUAUACUUAGCAGUUGUAUGUUCAUUGGUUCAGUUGUUAGAUUAUGCCAGUAGCAGAUAUAAUAAAUAGUUGUUUAGUCUUUUA